UUCUUCUGAGCCAAAGUCCAAACCAGCCAUUUUAGCUCACAGUGAAACAGGAGCUGCUUGUGCACUACUCAAAGGUUCAAACCAGUUAUUUUGUGAGUUUAGUUUCUGAAACUCAUCUGUCCUGUUUAAUUUACAGUAGUGACGCAAAGUGACCACAGGAGGCCUGUGUUUCUGUUAACUACAGGAAAGUCUCUUUUUUUUCUCUAUGGAAAUGAGUGUGGAAGAGUAACUGUACUGAACUACCACUAAACACCUGAACUGUUUUUAAUAUGUGGACAGCAGUCCAGAUGCUGACCCAGACACCGUCCUAACUGGACCGAAAACCUGUAACUUCUGAAAUAUCAAGGUUUGUUUCUUUUCUAUUUGUAUUUUAACAGGUGACCGUGGUUAAACUGCAGCAUCCCUCCUUUCACACUUCAGCUAAACAGCCAAUCGGAAUAGUUCAACACUGAUGUACACACUGGACAGAGGAGGUAUUCUGCAUGGUGGUCAAGGGAAGUUGAACUUUGGUGUUUUUAUGUUGUUGUUUUUUGAAAACUCUUUCUCCAGUUGAUAUGAAUCCUCUCAGCAUCACAGUGAAAGCCUCCUUACACAGAUAUUGAUAAAGCGUCCGUGUGAUCACUCACCUUCUGGAUCAAUGGCAUCAUCACAGCAUAAUGGGAGGAGGAUAUGAGAGAAAACAUAUUGAUUUAUUUGGCAUUAAUCCAUUGAAAUUAUGAUGCCGUUUAAACGUCUUCAUGAUAAAAUAAUGAUCAUGUUGAUGUAGUCAACCACGGCCCACAGCAGCUGCUGGUCCUCUGCUGUCUCCAUCACCAUGUUCAGAUGUAAAAGCAAUCGCUGAUUAACAACGAAAACAUUAUUUUAUAUAUGAAAUAAUAUUAAAGUUGAUGUGUCUAUAAUCAGGGUUUAAUGUUGUGAAAAAAGGAUGAGAAAACAAUGGUAGGCUAUAUUUACCUUUAAGUUUUCCCUUGGAAUUUAUACAGUAUAUAUAUGACAUUUUUCAUGACAUUAUGUUUCUUUCCUAAGGAUUUAGAAAAAUAAAGUAAGAAUGUAAAUUCAAUUUAUUUAUCUCAGAAAUGGGACUGUCCACACAUUACCAUUAUCACUGUUUCUCAGGUAGACGAAAAGCCGAGGAACGUACAAAAAAUUAGGGAUGGGGGGGGGUAUCGUGAAGUGGGCGGUGUGUAUUAAACCCCGCCCUCACCCACUUCCCCCUCCUCUUGAGUAUCAGCAGUCACAGUUACAGCAGCAGCAGACAUAUAUUCCAUUGCUGGAGCGGUAGCGGACCAGCAGCGUCUCGGUUUCCGCUCACAAGAGGCUCUGAUUCGGUCAAAGGGAGCAGCCGCUGUGGCUGCAGCUAACCACGGUUUAGGUUCAUAACCCUCUGGAGCUUUGUCUCUGGAAGAAUAGCCCCAUAGCGGGACCUUCUUCAAUAACCUUCUUUUUGUUUUCACAAUAACUGGUUUUGAGUUUGUGAUUAUAUUCAAAGCGGAGGUUUGACAGCGGGCACCGAGCCUGGAUUUGUCCGCCUAAGGAAGCGAGUCAGACAGCAAAGAGAGAGCGGAGAGAGUCGGUGUCUGAGGCGCAGGAACGUGGAUGAAGGGACGCGACAUCACGGUCUUUGAGGCGACCAUGAUGGAACUCCUGACCCUUUGAAUAGAGAGGAGGACAAAAGAACAGGGGAGAAGGAGGAGGAGGAGGAGGAGGUGGAGCAGGAGGUGGAAUCUCACUGAAGUCUUGACAAAGAACGAGGACAAAAGAAGAAAGAGGAGGAGAAGAUUCCUGCUCGGCGCCAGGCCAGGGGAAGAGUGGGUGGAGAAGGAGGGAGGUUUGAAAGGAAGGAUUAGUCAGUCCCCCCGCCCCCCUUCCUCUUCCUUCCACCUGGACGUCCUUCUUUAGGUACUUUUUGGACAUUAAAGAAGGACAAUGUCUGGCGAAGUGAAAUCAGGGCGUCCUCUGGAUGUCAGACUCCUUCCCCGACCUGGAGUUCUGCUGGUCUCACUGCUCAGCAUCAUGGUCUGGUUCCAGGGUCCAGUCCAUGCUCAGGUGGAGAUCGAUGCACUGCUGCAAGAAGAAGAUCUGGAUGCAGGACGAGGACACAGUAGCAUCAUGGGAGAACUGGAGGCGUCCAUGCGCUCAUCCCUCCUGCAGGACUUUCAGGAAGAGACAAACAAGGUUCAGACACCUGCCGCUUUCCCAGACUCCUCAGCGGUGGUGGGUCGAGUCUUCCAGAUGAAGGUGCCAAACAAGAUGGAGGAUGUUUACCUUGGUGACAUCAUCAAGAUCUCAGAGAUGGGAAAAGACUCCCUUCCAGCCUGGCUUCACUGGGACUCCAGCACAAAGACCCUUCAGGGUCUUCCUCUGGAUGAAGACAAAGGUGUCCACUACAUCUCCGUCUCCAUCUCCAACCACAUCAAGUCCUCCUCGUCGACCGAGGUCUUCUCCAUCGAGGUCCACCCCGAAGAUUAUAUGGACGCAGACACGGCCCAGACAUUGUCUUCCAAUCAGACCUCAUCUGAAAACGACAACUACAGCGACGUCCAACCGUUCAUCUGCAGGAACGAGGAACCCGUGACACUGCUAACGGUGAUCUUGGAUGCAGAUCUGACCAAGAUGAGCUCCCAGCAGCGGGUGGAGCUACUGGAGAAGAUGAGAAGGUUCUCAGAGGUGGGGCUUCAGCACAUGAAGAUCCUCCCUGUGGUCAACAACAGGCUCUUUGACAUGUCAGCAUUCAUGGCCGGACCAGGAAAUGCUAAGAAGGUGGUAGAAAACGGUGCUCUGCUGUCCUGGAAGCUUGGCUGCUCUUUGGACCAGACCUCGGUGCCAAAUAUCAAGAAUGUUCAGAGUCCAGCAAAAGAAGGUACCAUGUCAGCCAGCCUGGGCUACCCAGUGGUGGGCUGGCACAUCGCCAACAAGAAACCCCACACGCCUAAGAGGGUGAGAAGGCAGUUGAACAACACUCCAACACCCGUUUUAGCAGUGCUGCCUCCAACAACAGCAGUGGAGCCCCCUGUCAGAAUUGUUCCUACCUUGUCCUCACCAUCCAUUGCUGCACCCACUGAAAGCUCUGCUCCCCCUGCAAGAGGUCCUGUUCCACUUCCUGGAAAGCCUACGAUCAGAGUCCGUGACCCGAUUGCCCACACCCCAACAUUAGGACCCCCUCAACCAACAAGGGUGAUGGAGACCACUAGCACAAUCCCUAUCCAGCCAACAGUGACCAGACCUACCUAUGUUGAGGCCACAGCUACACCAUCCACACCUACCAGAAGACCUACCAAGAAACCCAAAAGACCCAAAACCACUCCUUUCCCAAGGGAGCCAAAGACUUCUACAGUGAAACCCUCAGCCCGUACCAUUCCUCCUCUUGUCGUCAUCCCUGAUCCGUACAACCAGAAGCCAAUCUUGAGUAACCCCUUGGACCAGGUUGAUGCUCUGGUCGGAACCUACUUUGAGGUUAAGAUCCCAUCAGAUACAUUCUUUGAUAAAGAAGAUGGCUCGACCGAGAAGCUGCGUCUCACCCUGAGGCAGAACCACAACGAAGCAGUGGGAGAAGGCUCCUGGAUUCAGUUUAACACCACCAGUCAACUUCUCUAUGGCCUUCCUGAUGUCCAACAUGUAGGAAAACAUGAGUAUUUCAUGUACGCCACUGACAAAGGUGGCCUUAACGCCAUCGAUGCCUUUGAGGUCCGGGUGAACCGCUGGCCCACAAAUGACAAGACUCCAGUGACCUUCACGGCAAGAUUUGAUGGUGAACCACGGAUGGUCACUCAUGACAUUCAUAAGAAAAUCCUCUUAGUGAAGAAGUUGGCUUAUGCCCUUGGGGAUCGCAACAGCAGCACAGUAAGUCUCCGGAAUAUCAGCAAAGGGUCCAUCGUGGUUGAGUGGACUAACACCAGCCUCCCACAGCAUCCAUGUCCAAAGGAGCAGAUUGCGAUCAUGAGCAGAACAUUAGGCAAUGCUGAUGGAAGGCCCUCACAGACCUUCAGAUAUGCAUUAGAGCCUGAAUUUAGACCACUGGACGUAAAGGUCAAGGGAAGGGCAAGCUGCAGGAUGUAUUCGUUUAUCCCACCAGGAGAGGUUGACCUACCAGAACCUCCUGCUGUCACCCCCGGACUUGGAACGAGUAGGCACAGCACAGAUGACGUGUAUCUCCACACAGUCAUUCCUGCAGUUGUGGUUGCCGCCAUCUUGUUGAUUGCAGGUAUCAUAGCAAUGGUCUGCUACAGGAAAAAGCGAAAGGGCAAACUGACUAUUGAAGACCAGGCAACCUUCAUCAAGAAAGGUGUGCCGAUUAUCUUUGCAGACGAACUAGAUGACUCAAAGCCGCCUCCCUCUUCUAGUAUGCCCUUGAUUCUCCAGGAGGAGAAGCCCCCGCUCCCGCCACCUGAGUACCCCAACAUGGCCACACCAGAGACCACUCCCCUCAACCAGGAACUACUGGGGGAGUACACGGCUCUGCGGGACGAGGACCCCAAUGCUCCUCCCUAUCAGCCACCACCUCCAUUUGCUGCUCCCAUGGAGGGCAAGGGCUCUCGCCCCAAGAACAUGACCCCCUACAGAUCACCACCACCCUAUGUGCCCCCCUAAGACUUACCCAAGCCUCUCCUGAGAGAGGGGAGGAUGGAGCGGAUGCCUGACGGCUUCCAUUCUGGUAACUGACUGGACAUUUACAGGAAGUGACGACAAAGAGGUGCUAAAGUACAACUACAGCUACAAAAGUGGGAGGGAGGGGUUGGUCUGGGAGGGUCAGUGAUGGAAAUGGGCGGUGGGGGGGUUAAAGUGGACACUUGGUGUCAUGGUUUCAGACAACUGGGUGGGACUACUUUUUUACGUGGUAGCCCAGCUGCUACAGUGGCCUAAGACAAACAAAUUCUCGUCAGCACUGGCUUUCGGGGUCGACCACUUGGUCCGAAGCAACAAUUCAAGAGAUGUGGUCUCUCUUCCCAGCAGCAUUUCACUUUUUGGAUUUGGAAACCGGCUUUAAUUUUAACUAAUUUCUCUUCAUUUUUUGGACUGAACCAUUUGCCAAAUAACUCCUGUUUUUUUAAGGAGGUUCUCUGAAAAGACACGUUUACCAGGAAGUUGGAUCGGAUCUGCAGAUGGUGUGUUCACAUGUAUGAAUGAGUGGGUGUGGUUUAUCCAGAUUCAGUAUGUUUGCCUUUUAACACUAUUAUCCUUCGCUAGCAAAGAUGAGAGUAAAAAGUAGCCUAAAAAGAUUUAGAGUUAAUUAAUAUUUGGUUUGUUUCACUUUAUUUUCUCUAUCUUUAUUAUUUACUGUAUUUCACAAAGACGUCCAGAUGGAUUGUCCUAUAUUUUGUUUGGUGGUGGAAGAAAGGGAUGGCGUAACCUUGUUAAACCUACUGGUGCUUUUUAAUUUCCUGGUUUUCAUUUAUUUGGUACUUUCCAAAACUCAACUGCUGUCGAGGACAUUUCAAAUUAGAUUGUUUGUAUAAAUAGAAAAAGGAGAAAUAUUUAACUUUUGAUUUUUUCUGUUAAGACACGGACACAAUCCCAGUUGGUUCCUUCAAAUCUCUGUUUCCUUUUAAGUGACGCGUCCUGAUGACUUAAAUGCUUGUGACACUGUCGCCAAAUUAAUGAAGAAUGUUACACCAAUUUUAGUUUAUACAAACAAUUCAUGCAUCAAUCCGUCCUCCUUCACACGGUGCUAACAAGAAAACUACAGCCAGCGUUUAGUUGCUAAAUAUUUAUUUAACUUAGGUUUUGUAAAAAUCACUGCUUCCUAUCCAUAAGAAACUUGUGGUUUCUGCUAACAACCCCCCUAACAUGUUCAUGAUUGAUUUACUUAUGCAGUCUUUCUGACAUUACAGUGUAGCAUCAACAGUCCAGUAAGGGGCAGUAGUGUAUUUUCUGGCUUUGUAACGACUACGACAUGAGGCUAAAGCUAGCUGACAGGAAAAUAAAGCAGUUUAUAUUCAGACAAUAUUUCUCAACACCACUUUUAAUUUGUCUUGGCCUAAAUUUGGUGACAGUGUUGCUCGUUGAUCUAAUCAAAUAUUUUUUUGAUUUCACAUAAAAAGUGUUACAUCAUCAACAUAUACAGGGAAAAAAAGUCCUGAGGUUAAUUUUCUUCAGUGAGAUAUUUAUUUUUGUAACAUUUUCAGGCUGUUCUCUUCUCACAGACUGAGGGAAAUUUUGAUGUUGUUUUUAAAUCAUUUUAAAGGUAAAGACGAAAAGUACCAUGAAAUUUGUAGUAAUUGGACCUCAAACAUAACCAUUUCAUUUUUCUUUAACAAUAAUCCGUAUUUAAUUAUUAAAAGUCACAUUUAAUGAUUAGUCUUCAGUGAUUUGUAAAAUCGUAGGCUAGAAAUUUACAGAUUUUGAUUCAAUGAUAUAAACUUAUCCUUUUGUCCUGGGUCACAAGUGUCACACGUUUUUAUUUGAUUGUAUUUUAUUUGACCUGGUUUGUGUUGUUGCAUAUGGAAACGUAUCUGCACAGAGACUGAAAGACUGGUCUCUUCACCUUUUACACCUUUUAUUUGACGCUUUUAUCGAACCACCAGUUUCUACUCAGAGUGACCCUUUGCAAUAACGAUGAUGACGUAUGAACUUCUCUUGUCAUGUUGUUGUUUGUUUUUUUGGAGGAUGCCAAGGCUUUUUUUUUUGCUUAUCGAGUGUUGCAUUGUCAUAAUAAAACCCACUGGUACGAAUUAAAUAAA
This is a messenger RNA of Cynoglossus semilaevis (tongue sole), 6677 nucleotides long. It is a transcript of the gene dag1, whose product is annotated as dystroglycan 1. Gene Ontology annotation, cellular component: dystrophin-associated glycoprotein complex; basement membrane; dystroglycan complex. Gene Ontology annotation, molecular function: laminin binding; calcium ion binding. Lineage: Eukaryota; Metazoa; Chordata; Actinopteri; Pleuronectiformes; Cynoglossidae. Gene Ontology annotation, biological process: morphogenesis of an epithelium; axon guidance; nerve development. The transcript has 4 exons. The record is from RefSeq and is a predicted model, not a curated record. The coding region runs from base 1927 to 4587 and encodes 886 amino acids.